AACUUUUUUUUUUCAUUUUAAAAUGGCCGACGAAUAUUUGUUGUUGCUCUUCUGAAACGAGUACCUAAGUUUUCGCUGAAAAGCAUCUUACUAUGCCAAUCAAUUCAUGAUAAUCACCUAUUGUGUGUGCUUCAAACACAUUAAACCUGUGCUGUGUCCCUGACAUAGGCUUAAACAUGGAUACUAUGGAAAUGCAGCAAAGAAUGGACACUCCACCACCAGUCAUCACAACCUCUUAUCCUAUUCAACAGCAAGUGCACAUAACCGUGGGACAAAAUAUGAACACUGUCAACGUUAAUGUCGUCUCCAUUGGUCAGCCAAUGACCAAGGUAGAGAACUGUGUAGUGGACAAUUCCGACCACCAACAAAACCAUCAAACUCACCAUACAAACGACUGCAGCGAGUCAAAAUCCCACCACCACCACCAUUCAUCGUCAAAAAAGGACAAAAAACGCGAAGCCAUCGACGCACAAGCUCGCGAAGUCAUUUAUAAGGUAAUUAAGUUCUUUGAGAGCGAGAAAAGGAAUAGAGGCUAUGCAUAUCCAGUCGAGAAUGUCAUGAAACGGGCCUCCGCCGCCACCGGGCUGUCUGAAAGCACGAUAAAACGAAUCAAAAGAGACGGACUGAAGGCUGAAGCGAAUAACACCAAAAUGAGUGGCCCUAAAAAGAAACGAGUGAGGCGAACCAAGGUACAACUGGACUAUUACCAACUGUGCGCUCUAAGAGGCAUAGUCAACGGAUACACGAACAGAAAAGAAGUGCCGACUCUUAGUAAAAUAUUGAACACAGCCAGGAUUGAGCUGAACUACAAAGGGGGCAAGGAGUCUCUGAGGCUAAUCUUACUAAAUAAGCUAGGUAUAAAGUUCAAAAAGUGCGAGAAAAAGAAUAAAAUCAAGGAGGAACAGCAACAGAUGGUGAAUAAUGUACAAACGAUGCACCAGCAAGCGCCGCCGCCGCCCACGAUACACACGAAUAUGCAGAUGCACCACGCACCUCCGACUCUACACAACACCAUGAUGCAUCAUCAGCUACCGGACCUGAAACACCACCAGCUAUCUGAGAUGAAAGCACAGACACAAGAACACGAGCAUUGUGUGUAUAGCAGUGUCCUCCCAACGUUAAUUGGAUUAUAAACAUACUCUACCGAGUCUUUUGAUUGCACCAAAUAUUGUUAUGAAUGAAAUAUGGAAGUUUUGGGCCAUUUUGAAAGAAAGAUGCAGUAUUUCUGAUGAUGGCUGGUCUAUUGAAAUGAAAAUUAGCUGCCAUUGGCAGAUUAUUUGAACACACCAGUGGUUUUUGUAUAGCUGAUCAUCCAACCAACCCUUUCAAAGGAUGUUUUCAACGAAAAUUCCUAUGUCAUUAAAGAGUCUUGGGUGGCCUAGACAUAGUCCUGUGUUAAUGGUGAUAGAACUAUGGAAUAUGAAUGCUGACAUAUUGAUCCAGUGUCUUCUACCACAUAAGUCAGUGAUUUUGCUGAUGCUUUGUACCUAUAGUGUAGUUUGAUAGCAAUAACCACUUUAAAUGGAGUGACUUGUACAAUAAUAACAAUGUUUAUUAUAACUAAUGAUGCCUUGACAUCAUCAGUAUUGUAGUCCAAAUGGCUUGAUAAUUAUUUGGGCUAUAAUGUUGAUGCUUAAUAUAAUUAUGAUUUGAUUACAUAUUUUGUUUUGGUGCACUUUAGAGAAAUGAGAAAUGUAGCUACAUAUUUUGAAACUGUACCUAUUAUUAUUUCAUAUUAGUAUGGUUCUAAGAAAGGAAUUUGUGUUUGUUCAUACAAUAAUUUAGGUACACUAUGGAAAAAUCCUUAUUCAU
Molecule: messenger RNA, 1812 nt
Organism: Plutella xylostella (diamondback moth)
Lineage: Eukaryota; Metazoa; Arthropoda; Insecta; Lepidoptera; Plutellidae
Source: RefSeq, a predicted model, not a curated record